Molecule: messenger RNA, 1509 nt
Organism: Microsporum canis CBS 113480
Lineage: Eukaryota; Fungi; Ascomycota; Eurotiomycetes; Onygenales; Arthrodermataceae
Product: pre-60S factor REI1
Exons: 3
Coding region: 1-1509 (502 amino acids)
Biological process (GO): ribosomal large subunit biogenesis
Cellular component (GO): preribosome, large subunit precursor
Molecular function (GO): nucleic acid binding; zinc ion binding
Source: RefSeq, a predicted model, not a curated record
AUGGAGACUCAUCCGUACACUUGCAAUACCUGCCAAGUGGCUUUCCGCAGCAGCGAUGCACAGAGAGGCCAUAUGCGGAGUGACUGGCAUCGAUACAACCUGAAGCGUCGAGUCGCGACUCUGCCCCCUAUAUCGUCCGAGGUCUUCACCGAUAAAGUGUUGAAUGCCCAGGCAUCCAACUCCGCUGCCGCUGCCAAAGCCACCUUUGAAAAGUCAUGUGCCGCAUGUCAGAAGACGUAUUAUAGCGAGAAUGCCUUCCAGAACCAUAUUGGGAGCCAGAAGCAUAGGCAAAGACAGGCCAUGUUACGUAAAGAUGAAGGGAAAGAUGAGACUGCGUCGGUAAUGAGUGGUACUUUUUCAAUGGGAGACCCGAUUAACGAACCAACAGCUGCAGCAGGUGAUGGUGAAGCCGAGCCUGGUGAGCAGGAAUUCUCAGAUAUUAUCAACGGAAUUAAGGGCACAAAAGUCGAUACACACGAUCCACUCCCUAUUCGACCCCGUCGCCCCAGCCAUCCCGCUGAAAAGGAACAAGGAGAGUCUACGCUAGCUAAUAAGGAUGGGAGCGAAGUCAAAAUCCCUCUUACGCAAUGCUUCUUCUGCAACUACAUCUCGCCCAACAUCAAACUCAACGCAUUGCACAUGGGUAAAUUCCAUGGCAUGUUUGUCCCUGAGCAAGAGUACCUCACCGACGGAAAAGGGCUUCUUGAAUACUUACAGGCAAAGAUCUACAAGAACGGCGAGUGUUUAUACUGCCAUAAGUUGAAGGCGACUCCAGAAGCCGUACAGACGCAUAUGAGAGAUAAGGGUCAUUGUAUGAUUGCUUUUGAGACCGAGGAAGAACAGAUCGAAAUUGGCCAGUUUUACGACUUUACAAGCACUUACUCUGAUGACGAGGAAGGGGUAGAGGAAGAAGGAGAGGGCAAAAACCCACAGGAAGAUGGAUGGGAGACGGACACCUCAGUUUCGUCACUCGACUCGGAUGAAAUCGGCGCUGAACCCAUCGAUGAUCGAUCACAUCAAUACUCCAAACUCUCCAAGCAUUCACACCAUUCAAACACAGAUCCCCGCAGACAUCGUAAUAUAGAUGGCUUCCAUUCCCAUGCACAUGUCCACGGCCACGCUGCAUUCGUACAUGACGGUGAGCUCCACCUGCCCACGGGCCGGACUGCCGGUCACCGGUCUAUGGCCAAAUACUUCCGCCAGAACUUGCACAACUACCCUACCCCUGAGGAACGCCUUACUCAGCAGCGUAUGAUCGAAGAUGCAGGCCCUGAUGCGGAAGAUGGAGCGAAUGGGCAGACGAGCAAUGCAAACAAAAACCGUGCGCUGAUGUCGAGGGCUAAUGGCGGGUUGGGCAUGAUCGGGGCCUCAGAGAGCCAGAAAAAGGAAGUCCGUGGAGCUGAGGUGAGGGAACGUAGACGAGCAGACAGGUCUCAACGGCAAUAUGAAUGGAAAAUCAAUAAGGGAGGCAAUAGUCAGAAACACUUCAGGGAUCCUCUUCUUCAGUGA